Verruconis gallopava is the source of this 1560-nucleotide messenger RNA. RefSeq lists its product as uncharacterized. The transcript has 4 exons. Lineage: Eukaryota; Fungi; Ascomycota; Dothideomycetes; Venturiales; Sympoventuriaceae. The record is from RefSeq and is a predicted model, not a curated record. Gene Ontology annotation, molecular function: oxidoreductase activity, acting on the CH-OH group of donors, NAD or NADP as acceptor. The coding region runs from base 278 to 1333 and encodes 351 amino acids.
CACGCUUGGGAUCGUCUCCAAGAGGCCAAAGUUCGGCGUCACAUGUGACAUGGGCUCGCGAGAGAGUCGCAAAGGACGACGCAUCGAAUUUAUUUAACCAAGCCUUCAAUUUCAGCCAGAUGUCCUCAGGAACUUCAAUAGCCUCCUGUAUGGCUCUGCGAGCGGGGCUUCUUUCCUGACCAUAUUGUUUCGUUUCUGCCAUUACACGUUGGAAAGUCUGACCUCCCUUGUAAAUCGAAAAUUCCCCUGCAGGAUAUUUCGAUUCCUCAUCGUCAUCAUGGGAGUCAUCCGGUCUGUUCUCCUGCUACCCUUCACGCCGAGUUUCACAGCACCUUUGAGCCUUGCGCUCGCCUUUGGUCCCUCUAGCAUACGCGACCCCCUGCUUGGUCUGCUGUCAAAUGCAUUGACGGAAGCGAACAUCGAACGGCUCAUCGUAGCCUUGAAGUGGCUCACCAUUCUCGGCAUAGCGAGAAAGUUAAAUGCGAGGCUCAAUCGCUGGGCACUCAAUAAUUGGCGAUGGACAACCAAUACCAAAGCUUGGGAUUGGGAGCGCGAGGUGGUGGUGAUCACAGGUGGCUGUUCAGGUAUUGGCCUCAGUACUGUAAAGCAGUUGCUGCAAAAGCGCCUCAAAGUCGCGAUCUUUGACAUCCAGGCUCCACCAAAAGAGAUCGAAAACCAUCCAAAUAUGCAGUACUUUUACUGCGACGUGACGGAUCGAUCGUCUAUUGCAACCGCCGCGAGCCAGCUACGUGUUAAAUGGGGCGAUCCUUCAAUCCUCAUUAACAACGCUGGUAUUGGAAAACCCCAUUCCAUAAUCGAGACUCCGGACGACUUCGUGACAAAGAUCUUUACCAUUAAUGUCAUAAGUCACUUUUGGAUGGUCAAGGAAUUCAUGCCUGCUAUGUUAUCAAAGAACAAAGGGCAUAUCGUCGGAAUUGCAAGUAUGGCCUCUUGGGUCGCUCCUCCAGGCAUGGUUGAUUACGCGUCGACAAAGUCAGCAGUUCAAGCUUUCCACGAAGGCCUUAAUAUGGAGAUAAAACAUAUAUAUAAGAAGCUUGGAGUGCUAAACACAGUCGUACAUCCAAGUUGGGUUCGGACUCCUUUGAUCGGGGGUUAUGAAAGCCACUUGGAGAAGACACAAGGGAAGCUGCUCAAGCCUGAGCAAAUAGCUAAGAAAAUUGUGGAUCAGAUCGUCAGCUGCAAUGGCGGACAGCUCUUUAUGCCAGGUCGAAUGAGCACGGCGACGAGGAUCAGGGGGGAAGCAAACUGGCUGCAGGAAUUGAUCCGUGACUUCGCAGUUGGUAGUGCCACUUCAUCGCCUCCUGCGCUAUAAAGCAGGACCUUUGUGUGGCUAAAGUAAAAAAAUGUAGUCGUAUCUCGGGCGCAAGCUCCGGAGACAAUUGGAGAAGUGCGGAGCACUGCAAAAGUUACCGGAGAAGAUCGUCGGUCUCGCUACCUUCCCCGCACAAAUUGAAUAUAUACAUGACCGCUUGGCUGGCACCCGAUGUCUAGAUUUGAUUGUGUCAUAUCAAUAGAUUUAGAUCUCGGCUUUUUUUCGAC